AUGAUGAUGAUGGUGGUGAUGAUUAUCAGCAUUCAUUCGAUAUCCAUGUACAGCCCCAAGGAGAAUCCAAAUACAUUUGAUGCUGCAGCAUUCUUCCGGUCUGUGGGGAAUUUCCUGGGGAUCUUCGCCGGCUCGUUUGCAAUGGGGUCUGCGUACGCUGUUGUCACCGCGCUGUUGACCAAAUUUACCAAACUCUGUGAGUUCCCUCUGCUGGAAACCGGCCUGUUUUUCCUCCUGUCUUGGAGCGCCUUCCUGUCUGCGGAGGCUGCCGGCCUGACAGGAAUAGUUGCUGUUCUCUUCUGUGGAGUCACGCAGGCACAUUAUACCUACAACAAUCUGUCGUUGGAUUCCAAAAUGAGGACUAAACAGUUGUUUGAAUUUAUGAACUUCUUGGCCGAGAAUGUCAUCUUCUGUUACAUGGGCCUGGCGCUAUUCACGUUCCAGAAUCAUAUCUUCAAUGCUCUUUUUAUACUCGGAGCCUUUCUCGCAAUUUUUGUUGCGAGAGCCUGCAACAUAUAUCCCCUCUCCUUCCUCCUGAAUCUGGGCCGGAAACAGAAGAUCCCCUGGAAUUUUCAGCACAUGAUGAUGUUUUCAGGUUUACGAGGAGCAAUAGCAUUUGCCCUGGCUAUUCGGGACACAGAAUCUCAGCCCAAACAAAUGAUGUUUACCACCACACUGCUCCUUGUGUUCUUCACAGUCUGGGUGUUUGGAGGAGGAACAACUCCCAUGCUGACUUGGCUUCAGAUCAGAGUUGGUGUGGACCCGGAUGAAGAUCUGAAGGAGGAGCCCACCUCACACCAGGAAGCAAAUAACUUGGAUAAAAACACAACCAAAACAGAGAGUGCUUGGCUCUUCAGAAUGUGGUACAGCUUUGACCACAAAUAUCUGAAACCAAUUUUAACCCAUGCUGGUCCUCCACUGACCACAACAUUACCUGAAUGGUGCGGUCCAAUUUCCAGGCUGCUCACCAGUCCUCAGGCCUACGGGGAACAGCUCAAAGAGGAAGAUGUGGAAUGCAUUGUGAAUCAGGACGAACUGGCCAUGAGUUACCAGGAGCAAGCCACUUCGCCCUGCAGCCCUCCUGCAAGCCUGGACCAGAAAGCUUCCCCGCAGACUCCAAGCAAGGACAACAUUUACGAGGGGGACCUCGGCCUAGGAGGCUACGAACUCAAGCUUGAGCAGACGCCGGGGCAGUCCCAGCUGAACUAACGGUGAACGGUGCAGAUGUGAUCCCAAGUCAUGUGGGGCUCCUGGAGGAAUACGAGCCAAGCUGGGGAGGCAGUGCUGAGGAGGGGCUGGAUGAUGCAGUAAGAGCCUACAUUGGAGAGAAUCAAAACCUUGUCACAAGUAUUCUCUGGUGCCUGAAGAAGUGAGAAUUUAUUAUCAUCCUUCUAUAUUAUGCAACUGAAUCUAAGUUCCUGACAGCAGCCAUUUUUAUUAGUGAAUUGGGGGGGGUAGGGUGGAGAGGGUUGAGACGGGAGGGAGUUAGGAAUCUAGCUGCUGCAUGGAUGGAACAGAGGUGCUGGGUCUGCAGGUGUUUCUUUUUGGUAGAUAGCUCUCCAGGCCCUUCAUUUCGAUUUCGGAUUUUAUUCCCUUCAUUAGGGAGAGUUUAAAAAUCAGGGAAAAAAAGUUUCUGAGCAUAAACAUGUGGGCUCCUAAGCUGAAGGGAAUGCCCAGUUGUUUAGUAAGUGAAAUUUGUAUAUUAUAAAAACCUAGACUCUCACUUGCUCUUAAUGACUUCAGAGCUAUUUGCAAAGCCCACACAAGGGAUCGAUACCACUGUCGAUGGCCUCACAGAACCCAUGCUGGGUGGUGACCCACUGUUCCCCUUGGCGUUCUUUUCCAGCCACUUCUCCUACUGAAGGAAGGGGUUGGUUGGUUAUAGCCGGGCAUACACUGCACUCAAUGCAGUUCUGCUCUGCAACUUGGUAGGACCCCUCCCAGAGAAAGCUGUUUUCUUCUCCCCAUACUAUAUUUUAUCUAAAGAAUGAGCCUUCCUGCCCCUGCUUGCACUUGAGUCACUUCUUGACCCUUUGGCAGGUCCCCUCUGUAGGCUGGGUGAUGAGACUCACGGCACAGGUUGGUCUCUACAUGGCAGUGCAGGAGUCCCAGCCUGCCCUCCGAUUCCAGCUCUCACAGCUGAUGAGCAAAAGCAGAAGCUGGAGGAGCAGAGCUGAUGAUGCGUAGACCACACUGAGGAGGCAAGAACACAGCAUCAGGACUCCCCUUGUGAGAGGUGGCUCGUGGCCCGUGACAGACAGACCAACACAAUAGCUUUUAAUUCAGCUGCACGACCUGUGCGUUUGAAGCUAUAAAGAUACCUCAAGCCUAGCUUUUCUUGAAAUACAGAUGUUAACAUUAAAGUCCAAAAGAAGCAGGCUCCAGUCUUCAACGCCCAGGCUCCGAUGGGUCUGCUUCUGGAGGAGGAAGGAAAUGAUGUCUUCCUCAGGCCCAAAGCUCAGAAGUAACACGCACUUUGCUGACCAGCUGUUAGGCUAUUAACCAUGGUGGUGUCCGGCACACUGCUACGUACAUCAAUUUUCUUACUUUCUAAACAGUACAGGGCACAAAUUGUUUUAUACUCAGCCAAGUAUAAUCUGGUCAUUCUGGGUAAAUAUGGCAAGUGGCAAAGCAUGAAGUUUUCUAAUGUGACUUAAUCCUAAUAAACUUUUGUUAUAAAGUA
Leptonychotes weddellii (Weddell seal) is the source of this 2683-nucleotide messenger RNA. NCBI's taxonomy places the organism in Eukaryota, Metazoa, Chordata, Mammalia, Carnivora, Phocidae. The record is from RefSeq and is a predicted model, not a curated record.